Haplochromis burtoni (Burton's mouthbrooder) is the source of this 459-nucleotide messenger RNA. Its product is annotated as homeobox protein goosecoid-2. Lineage: Eukaryota; Metazoa; Chordata; Actinopteri; Cichliformes; Cichlidae. Gene Ontology annotation, biological process: regulation of transcription by RNA polymerase II. Gene Ontology annotation, cellular component: nucleus. Bases 1 to 459 code for a protein of 152 amino acids. Gene Ontology annotation, molecular function: DNA-binding transcription factor activity, RNA polymerase II-specific; RNA polymerase II cis-regulatory region sequence-specific DNA binding. The record is from RefSeq and is a predicted model, not a curated record. The transcript has 3 exons.
AUGGAGAGGCAGAAGUUCCCCUUUACUAUUGAGAACAUCCUGAAGUAUCCGAGCAGGAGUGGAGAUAAACGGUCCUACGGAGCGAGUGGUCUUGGCUUAAAAGAGAAGACAGUGAGUCCUGCUGGAGGCCAAACAGAGGCGGUUCAUCAUGCCUGCCUGUGCUGCUGCUACUGCUCCCACUGUGCUGACAUACUCCAGCCUGACUUCAUCCACGAAGCUUGUCAGUAUGGCUGGAACCCAGCAAUCCUCUCAGAUUCGUGCAGGCUGGCAGACACUCACAGGGAGGAGCAGUCACCCAGUCAACAGAGGCGAACCCGGCGUCACCGGACCAUUUUCACUGAGGAACAGCUGGACGCACUGGAGGAGCUGUUCCUGCAGAACCAGUACCCAGAUGUGAACACAAGAGAGAAACUCGCACAGCGCACUCACUUAAGAGAAGAGAGAGUGGAGCCACUGUGA